Messenger RNA from Olea europaea var. sylvestris, 1729 nucleotides. RefSeq names its product beta-hexosaminidase 3. Gene Ontology annotation, biological process: glycosaminoglycan metabolic process; carbohydrate metabolic process. Gene Ontology annotation, molecular function: beta-N-acetylhexosaminidase activity. The coding region runs from base 270 to 1562 and encodes 430 amino acids. The record is from RefSeq and is a predicted model, not a curated record. Gene Ontology annotation, cellular component: membrane. NCBI's taxonomy places the organism in Eukaryota, Viridiplantae, Streptophyta, Magnoliopsida, Lamiales, Oleaceae. The transcript has 12 exons.
UUUUCAUUUAGCGGUUGCUUGUAAUAAAAAAUAUGUGAUUAUUUUUCCAUUAAAUUAUAUGUCAUCUACUUCAUAUGCCCCACCAGUGUUGUUUGCUUUUGUGUUAAUGGGAAGAACUCUGAUAGGCUGGUGUACAGCCCCUUCACAAUAGGGGCCCACGAUACCAGGCUGUAGAUUUUUGGUGCUUAAGCUCCACAAAGGCUGCCAACAUUUCAUCUUCGCGAAGCUCUGGUACUGUUUUGCGUGGGGUGUCUUACCAGAGAAGUGGGAUGGGCCAAAAAGGGGUGCAAAGCAUAUUUCUUGGGCUUUUGUUAUAUGUUCUUGUGAUAUCAGCUGCUGCUGAUGUUAAGCACUUGAACAUAUGGCCAAUGCCAAAGCAGGUGAAUCAUGGGCAUGGGAGUCUUUAUCUCGGGAAUGAUUUUGAGCUCAAGACUGAUGGAAGCAAAUAUCCCGAUUCUUCAGGGAUUCUCAAGGAUGGAUUCUUGAGAAUAAUUGAUGUUGUCAAAGCAACUCAUGUUAUUGAUGCCAAUUUUUCCCAUUUUAAUCCUUCUCGCUUGCUAAAAGGAAUUCAUAUAGUCAUCUCAUCACCUUCUGACGAGUUACAGCAUGGUAUAGAUGAAUCAUACAAGCUAAAUAUCCCGGCUCAUGGAACACUACUUUAUGCUCAUAUUGAGGCACAAACAAUCUAUGGAGCUUUGCACGGGCUGCAGACAUUCAGCCAAGUCUGCCAUUUUAACAUUACAACUAGAGCAAUUGUGGUCCAUCAGGUUCCAUGGACCAUUGUUGAUCAGCCGAGGUUCCCAUAUCGAGGGCUUUUGAUUGAUACAUCCAGGCAUUAUCAACCUUUGCUGAUGAUAAAGAAGGUUAUUGAUUCUAUGUCAUAUGCCAAGUUGAAUGUGUUGCACUGGCACAUUGUAGAUUCACAAUCUUUCCCCCUUGAGAUACCAUCAUAUCCUAAACUGUGGGAUGGUGCAUAUUCAAUUUCAGAACGGUAUACAAUUGAAGAUGCUGCCGAAAUUGUGAGUUAUGCUCAGAGACGAGGAAUUAAUGUAUUGGCAGAAAUUGAUGUUCCUGGACAUGCUCUCUCUUGGGGGAUCGGUUAUCCUUCACUAUGGCCAUCAACAGAUUGUAAGGAGCCACUUGAUGUCAGCAAUGAGUUUACUUUCAAUUUGAUAGAUGGGAUUCUUUCAGAUUUCAGUAAGAUAUUCAAAUAUAAAUUCAUUCACCUAGGAGGCGACGAAGUUAACUCUAGUAAGAUUUCCAUUUCCAGUAAUGUUCAUUUUUUAGGUUGUCGUAUUGUCAUUUUCAUUUGUUCUUAUGUAUGCAUGUGGGGUGAACAUAUUGACGCGUCUGAUAUUGAACAAACCAUAUGGCCGCGUGCUGCAGCAGCUGCAGAGAGGUUAUGGACUCCUUACAACAAUCUACCUAAGGAUCCAGCACAAGUUGCAGGCAGAUUAGCGCAUUUUAGGUGUCUUCUGAAUCAAAGAGGAGUAGCUGCCGCACCAUUGGCUGGUCCUGGUCGAGCAGCCCCAGAAGAGCCUGGUUCCUGUCAUAUGCAAUAGUGGCUGAAGCAGAAUCCUGGUUUAGCUUGAACAUAUGAUUAUUGGUUCAGCAUCCCACUCCCCAAUUAUACAUCAAUUUGUGAGUGCUGAAAAACUCGAACAGUAUGUAUUUUAUAUUCUGAAAAGGGUUAAAUAAUAAUAAUAAUAGUGCCUUAUGUUUCUUUUCA